Artibeus jamaicensis (Jamaican fruit-eating bat) is the source of this 1506-nucleotide messenger RNA. RefSeq names its product chromosome unknown C21orf58 homolog (gene CUNH21orf58). The transcript is spliced from 4 exons. The record is from RefSeq and is a predicted model, not a curated record. Bases 135 to 668 code for a protein of 177 amino acids. NCBI's taxonomy places the organism in Eukaryota, Metazoa, Chordata, Mammalia, Chiroptera, Phyllostomidae.
GCUGAGGCAGCUAGACCCAGAAACUAGUUCAUACGAUUCAGUGAAUUUUAAAAGGAGCGGUAUUCUUGUGUGUGCCCCCUCUCAAAGGGUCCUUGGGCCUGGCUCCAGUUCCAGGGAAGCCCUGUGGGGGAGCAAUGAAGACCCCAGGUGUCCUGCAUGGGCCGCGCGGAGGACCCCUCUCACAGGGCUCAGUGGCUGCCCAUCAAUACAGUGGUCCCUGCCUGGCAUUGCAGGAGCAACACCUCCUGGAAGAGCUUGCCCGUGCCUGGAGGGGGCCCAGCAGAGGAGCCCAUCCGUCAGCGCUGCCUCCAGAGGCACCCCCUGGGAUCCCGGCUUCACCCGGCUACCCCUCUGCCUCCCCAGCUCCACCGGUCCUGGAGCUGCCUCGGGUCAUCCAACACUCGGUCCCCCAGCCUCCCGCCACCAUCAUCCAGCAGCUCCCUCAGCAGCCACUCAUCGCACAGAUCCCGCCUCCCCAGGCCGUCCCAGCUCAAAGGCCAGGAAGCAUUAAGGAAGACAUGGUGGAGAUGAUGCUGCUGCAGAACGCACAGAUGCACCAGGUCAUCAUGCAGAACCUGAUGCUCCAAGCCCUGCCCCCAGCAGCCCCUGUGUCCUCCAGGGGACCACAGGCCACACUCCAGCACCCCACAUUACAGGGCUGCACCUGACAGUUUCCUGCCCCCACCGGCUCCUAGCCAGUGAGUCCCCCUCACCUAUUGAGCCCUUGGUCCCUCACCCCCAGGGGCGUGGUCUGAAAGCCCAGGCGGAAGCCUAGCAGCAUCUCUGGAUGCCAGACUGAAGAUCACAAAGAAAUAUGGGAAUUUCGUCAGAGCAAAUGGCCAGAAGUCACAGGAAGAAGAUCCACAGAUUUAGCCACAUAAAAAUCUAAACCUUCCUAUGAGAAAAAAAUACCACAAAGUUAAAUCUAAUGAUGCCUGGGAGAUGUCUGCCCCAUGGUGGCUGCAGACCAGAAUGUGCUACCUGAGGAGCAAGCACUUGUGACCUGCCAGCUCGGCCUUCCUCCUGCAAAGAGCCCGAGGAGCUGCUCAGGGCUCUUGUGAAGGGGGGUUUGGGGACCGAGGCCCUUCUGGUUCUGUUGGCUUUCUUACCUGAUGAAUCCGUCCCCUUUACUCUUGCUGUACUUUUUGUUACUUUAUUUUCCUUUGGUGGAAUUAUGUUCCCUUCUUUUAAGUAUUGUUUUCAUGUAAGUGUCAUUUUUUAACAGUAUACAUAUUUUCAUGGCCCCUCUUAGGACACAUGAUCAGGUUUGUUACGUUGUUACGUUGUUCACAAGCAGGGACGCUGUCUUUGCACCCCUGGGUUCUCCAGGAGGAUGUUGGAUGAAGUGUGACGUCUGCUUUGCUGCAAGUUCCCUCCGGGCUGACGUCAGGGCUGGGCCGUCCCCACAGCCAGGCUGUCCCUCAGCCACCUCUCUUGUUAAAUGCACCAAUUAAAGGUCUGACUGUAUUUCCUCUUUCACAGAAACUUUUUCUAACAUGGCUUUCA